UAUUAAAUCCGGAAGCAGGUACGCGAAAAAUAUGCGACAGAGGUCAAAAGUCAUUAAACAAACUUCAGUAGAUUGAGUAAGACAUCCUCCUCCCAUGAUAAUCAGAUUUGGUUGAUAAAAAGGUAGCAAAGUUUCUAUCGUGCCAGCAAUGACAACUAGAUGAAUUCCAACUCACCCCAAAUGGACCGUUGUCUGAAACCUACUUAUAACUGCCUGAUUUGAGAAUGCCCCCAGUUCUAAAAGUACAAAUUACCAGAAUCGACACAGUUAUUGUUGGUAUACGUUAUUAUGAUGGAAAGGACUAUCUGCCUGGCCCUUUGCAAUUUGAUCGAAACCCACGGAAUGAAUUCGAUGGAAAUGCCAUAGAAGUCAGUACUAUAUAUGAUGGAGUUAUACAUAUGGUUGGCCAUAUUCGAAAAGAAUUGGCAGCUGUAUUGGCAGAUUUCAUGGACAUGGAGGAAAUUGACAUCCAUGGACUUAUCUCUGCAUCGGAGAUUCGGCAAUUUCAAUAUGCAAUACCGAUAUACCUGGACAUAUGGACAUCCAGUGGAAAUAGUAAUUUAAAGAGAAUGUUGAUUAAAACUUUACACGAUCAUCAACAUUAUACACUGGAUUAUCAUGCAACACCCUUCAUGCCGGUGGUAUUCGUCAAUUCGACGGAAUGUUUGGAAGCAUUCAAGCUGUUUAAUGUUGAUUGCAAAGAGAUUAAAAAAGGAAGAAAGAAAAAAAGUGAAGUAACAGAAAAGCAGCUAGUGGCAGUGAGUGGUUGCAUUGGAAAACAGUAUCAACUUCUGGGUAUCAACCUAGGAUUGACAUCAGUGGAAAUAGAACAUGUCCAGAUGAACACUCAUAAGUACUCCUCAGUUCAAUGUACCAUCUUUAACAUGCUGGUGAGGUGGAAGAAAAAAAUAGGACAGAAAGCGACACUGUCCAAGUUUAUCAAAGCUUGUAAAGAGACGGGUGAUGUAGAUAUCCAGGAAGUAAAAAAAAUGUUUCCGAAGAAAGUAAAUGGCUGUGAUAUGACAUUGAUAAAUGUAGAUGUUGGGAAUGCAUUCAGAGAGUGGGGUGUUGCAUAGCGAGUCUAUUCUCCAUUUUGUUAUUUUCAAGAAAUGAUUGCAACAUGUACAAAUUAUCUUAUUCAAGUGAUGACAUCAAUGUAAUUGCAUUGUGUAUAGGUGAUGUUUUGUAUGAUCAUGCACAAGUAUACGUUCGGAACAUCGCUAGGCCUUUGGCAUUUCUUCUCGAUCGGCGGGAAAAGGCCGAUCGAUGUUCCGAUUUCUCUGAAGCUUAAUGAUGCGACAUUUUCUGGGGUAUCACGUCACCGUCAACACGUGUGUGUGUGUGUGUGUGUGUGUGUGUGUGUGUGUGUGUGUGUGACGGAUUACAUAUGUUUAUUGGAUUCAACAUUUUUCAUAAAAUCCUUCAGGGGAAAAAAAUGCUCUGUAUGGUCUGAUGCUCUCAAUAAAAACUAUUAAUAGUAUGGAAUAUAAUGGGAUACAUUUUCACAAUGCAGCGCGAGUUAUUUCCCCCUUAAUAGGGGGGGGGGGGUACAACACGUUGUGGUUCUUAAUACGGGUAUCGGAACUAAAAUGAUUGGAACUUUUCAUAAAAGAAGUUACGAAAAUGUCGCGUCACCUGGGCAGAUUUGUUUACAAUAUGAGCGUUUUGCGACAGAAGUUUCUUUCAGAGUUUAAUUUCUUUCAGAACUGGGCUUAAACACUUUGGAGUUUUGAAAACAUAAGCUAUUAAAGUUAGAUAUAGAAGCGUUCAAUAAAUUUGCUAUCAAAAUGCUAUUUGAAUACCGAAUCGUCUAGUUGAACUAGGGGACUGUUGAUGGUGGUUAUGUAUCCCCAACUCGAUUCUCAAAUCGGGAUACUUAUCAAGUUUCUUUGACUUUCAAAAGUCAUUGAUGCAACCAAUGGCGAUGAAAUAUUAGUUUGCAACCCUAUUUGUGCUCAGUAUGCUGUUUUUACAGCUGUUUUUACAAAUGCACUCCCACUUCACAACCCCCUAAAGUUCCCACGUUUUCGCAGAUAACAAGAUCUCGUUUGGCAUACUAAGCAUUAAAACCGUGCCAGAAAUGGAGACGAAAUGUUAGUUCCGAUAUUCUGUUUUCACAGCUUCAAUAUAAGAAAUAGAUAGAAAGUUUGCUUCAACAUAUUGUAAUUAAGUGGCAGUUAAGAAUUUUGCUACGAAUUAAUUGUAAUUAAGUGGCAGUUAAGAAUUUUACCACGAAUAAAUUGUAAUGAAUGAAAAAAGAAUGUGACUGUACAAUAAUUCAAUCUCUAAUUAAUGAAAAAGAAUGUGACUACAAUAAUUCAAUCACUGAUUAUGUCUGUUGUGUGAUAUUUUCUUAGGCACUGUUGGAUGUUGGAUCAUGAUGUUACAAAGUAUGCUAGUAUUAGUCCUCGACUCAUUCAAAUCAGGAUCAAGAUGUCUUUAGUAUAUCACCAUCCUUCAUUAUUAACACAAUUUGAUAUGCCAGAAAUUACACGUGCAAUCAACGCAUGUACAUUACUAACUUGUUAUUGUUUCACACUAUGGGAAAUGAACGGAACAUGCUAAUUACAUGUACAUUUGUACCGAAUUCGUAUGAAAGGCGAAGAUAACGAACAGUGAUCAACGUCAUAACUCCUACAAGGAAUACAAAAUAGAGAGUUGGGCAAACACGGACCCCUGGAUAUACCAGAGGUGGGAUCAGAUGCAUAGGUGGAGUAAAGAACUUCCGUCAACCGGUCACAUCGGUCGUAAGCCCUAUAUACUGAUCAGGUAAACAGAAUAAUCGUUAGCGGUGUGCAAAGAACGGCCUAACAAUUAGUAUAGAACAUUUCAGACAGCAUUUGACCCAAUGCUAGGUUAUAUUGGCAAACUAGAUCAUUAUAGCCAACAUAUUAUUUGCGAAAUGCUGACUUUAAACGAGAGUUUUUAAACCUCUGUAACAUUAACUUGUUUGUCAGUAGCCUUCCUUGGUUUAUAACUGAUCAUACACAGAGCAUGCCCUUGCGUAUCGAAUCACUUGAAAGUUAUAAGCCCUAUAUGCAGUUAAUAAAGAAAAUUGCUGCAUGAAUUUGGGAAGAUGACAAUGGUGAAACUGAAAUAAUCCCGUUUGUAAUAAAGUUGUGUUGUUA
Messenger RNA from Ostrea edulis (European flat oyster), 3128 nucleotides. RefSeq lists its product as uncharacterized. Bases 225 to 1076 code for a protein of 283 amino acids. The transcript is spliced from 8 exons. NCBI's taxonomy places the organism in Eukaryota, Metazoa, Mollusca, Bivalvia, Ostreida, Ostreidae. Gene Ontology annotation, molecular function: hydrolase activity, acting on acid anhydrides, in phosphorus-containing anhydrides; nucleic acid binding; protein binding. The record is from RefSeq and is a predicted model, not a curated record. Gene Ontology annotation, biological process: signal transduction.